AAUGGCAAGUACUCUACCUCCUUAUCCUCGAUCAGACACAGGGGAGAAGUUACAUCAGUGUAUGGAGUGUGGAAAACAAUUUGAUAGGAAAAGUUCUCUUACUGUACAUGAACGGACCCACACAGGGGAGAAGCCAUAUCAGUGCAUGGAAUGUGGAAAAUGCUUCAGUCGGAGUGGCCAUCUACGUUCCCAUCAAAGGACGCACUCAGGGGAGAAGCCAUAUAAAUGCAUGGAAUGUGGAGAAAGCUUCAGUCAGAGUGGAAAUCUACGUUCCCAUCAAAGGAUCCACACAGGGGAGAAGCCACAUAAAUGCAUGGAAUGUGGAGAAAGCUUCAGUCAGAGUGCCCAUCUACGGUCCCAUCUAAGGAUCCACACAGGGGAGAAGCCACAUAAAUGCAUUGAAUGUGGAGAAAGUUUCAGUCAGAGUGGCACUCUACAUUCCCAUCAAAGGAUCCACACAGGGGAGAAGCCACAUAAAUGCAUUGAAUGUGGAGAAAGUUUCAGUCAUAGUGGCAAUCUACGUUCCCAUCAAAGGAUCCACACAGGGGAGAAGCCAUAUAAAUGUAUGGAAUGUGGAGAAAGUUUCAGUCUCAGUGGCGCUCUACGUUCCCAUCAAAGGAUCCACACAGGGGAGAAGCCACAUAAAUGCGUGGAAUGUGGAAAGAGUUUCAGUCAGAGUGGCCAUCUACGGUCCCAUCUAAGGAUCCACACAGGGGAGAAGCCACAUAAAUGCGUGGAAUGUGGAGAAAGUUUCAGUAAGAGUGGCAAUCUACGUUCCCAUCAAAGGAUCCACACAGGGGAGAAGCCACAUAAAUGCAUGGAAUGUGGAGAAAGUUUCAGUAAGAGUGGCAAUCUACGUUCCCAUCAAAGGAUCCACACAGGGGAGAAGCCAUAUAAAUGUAUGGAAUGUGGAGAAAGUUUCAGUCGCAGAGACCAUCUACGUUCCCAUCAAAGGAUCCACACAGGGGAGAAACCACAUAAAUGCGUGGAAUGUGGAAAGAGUUUCAGUCAGAGUGGCCAUCUACGGUCCCAUCAAAGGAAGCACACAGGGGAGAAGCCAUAUAAAUGUAUGGAAUGUGGAAAAAGCUUCAGUCACAGUGGCAAUCUUCGUUCCCACCAAAUGACUCACACAGUACAGAAGCCAUAGAAGUGCAUAGAAUGUGGAGAAAGUUUCAGUCCAAAUCUAUCUACAUUGCUUUUAAAGGAGCCACGUCGUAGAGAAGCCAUAUAAAUGCACGGAAUGUGGGAAGAGCUUUAGAGAACAUUCAGCAUACAAUAAACAUCACGGAACUCAUGUGCCGCUAGAGGAGACCUGCCUUUCAGUUUCUGAGCUCUCUUUCAAAAAAUAUUGGAAUGAAAGAGGAAGGCCGGCACCUGGCUCUCUCUCUUUCUCUCUACCAUGAACUAGUUUGUGUGGCCUUUGUUCUGGAACAGCUGUUCCAGGAGCUCCAGAUUUAUUUGCUGUGUUUAAAUGUUUGUGUGCAAUCCCAUGCUUGGGAUUUUGCAGCAGGGGGUUUCCUGUUAUAAUUUGCAUUUAUAGGGUAAGCCACCUGCCAAUUAUAGUUAGGAUCCCUGGUCCCGCCCCCUUUUUGCCUUUCGGAGGGAAGGGGACAUUUUUCAGUUAGUCACAGCAAGGGAAGCCAAGGCAGAGGAUGCGUACAGACGUUCGUCCUGUGCAAAGGCUUCGUCUUUUAAGACUUCCUGGGGAAGAACAGAUUAAAGGCCUCUACAGAUUCCCAAAGGGUUCCAGGGAACAGCUUCACAGCCCUGAGAACCUCCGGAGGGAAUAACAGCUCUUCAUCUUCAGCUAAGUGAUUUCAAGCCUGAUGGUACGUCUGUUCGGUUCUGAGACGCAGUUCAGCCGGUAGCAGACUCAGACCAGUCAGGUUUAAGUUCACAGCAGCCUGGGAGGAGCUUUAAAGGGGAAUUUUUCCUGUUAAACAAAGUUUAUUGAAGAUAGUGCCUGUUUCCUGUAAACAAGACUGCAAGAGCCAAUAGACUAUUUAGAAUUCUUACAAUUCCUGCUUGUUCAUUAAUAAAGACUGUUGUAUUUAA
Messenger RNA from Anolis sagrei ordinatus, 2055 nucleotides. Lineage: Eukaryota; Metazoa; Chordata; Lepidosauria; Squamata; Anolidae. The record is from RefSeq and is a predicted model, not a curated record.